This is a messenger RNA of Balaenoptera acutorostrata (minke whale), 894 nucleotides long. Its product is annotated as olfactory receptor 1020-like. Bases 1 to 894 code for a protein of 297 amino acids. Gene Ontology annotation, cellular component: membrane. NCBI's taxonomy places the organism in Eukaryota, Metazoa, Chordata, Mammalia, Artiodactyla, Balaenopteridae. The record is from RefSeq and is a predicted model, not a curated record. The transcript has 2 exons. Gene Ontology annotation, biological process: G protein-coupled receptor signaling pathway; sensory perception of smell. Gene Ontology annotation, molecular function: odorant binding; olfactory receptor activity.
AUGGGAGCAAGCAAUGCCAGUGACUUGAGCGAAUUCUUCCUUGUGGGCCUCACCAAUGAGCUUCAGCUUCAGCCCAUCCUCCUUGCCCUCUUCUUCCUCAUCUAUGCAGUCACAGUAGUUGGAAGCCUGGGCCUCCUUGUUCUCAUUGUGGUGAGCUCCCGACUCCACACUCCCAUGUAUUUCUUCUUCAGCAACCUGUCCUUUAUUGAUUUCUGUUAUUCUUCCAUCACCACAAGCUGCUUUGUGAUCUUUGCUGUCACUGAGUUCUUCCUCUUGGCCUCCAUGGCCUAUGACCACUAUGUGGCCAUCUGCAGCCCUCUGCUCUACCGUAUCCUCAUGUCCACAAGGUUCUAUUUGCAGCUAGUGGCUGCCAGCUAUGCAGUGGGCCUAAUGAACACAGUGGUCCUCACUAGCACAACCUUUCAUCUGACCUUCUGUAAGUCCCAUGUCAUCACUCAUUACUCCUGUGAUAUUUCUCCCCUUUUAAAACUCUCCUGCUCUGACACACAGGUCCUUCAGCUUCUCCUGUUUGUUUGUGGUGGUUUUAAUGUGUCUGUGUCCCUGACAGUAGUCCUGGUCUCCUACACAUGUGUCUUCAUGGCUAUUAUAAGAAUCCCCUCAGCCCAGGGCAAACACAAGACAUUCUCCUCUUGUGCAUCCCACCUGACUGAUGUCAGUUUGUACUGUGGAACCACGGUAUUCGUUUACUUGUGCCCAACCUCUGAGUACUUACUAGGCAGGGAAAGGCUGGUCUCUGUAUUUUACACAGUGGUCAUCCCCAUGCUCAACCCCAUGAUCUACAGUCUGAGGAACAAAGAUGUGAAGGAAACAGUUGGGAAUGUUCUCAAGAAGACCUCACAAUUCUUCCCCCUCCCCAUACCCAGAUUUCCAUGA